AAAUAUACUAGGUAUUUAUUGCACAAUUAUUAUUUAACUAUUAGAUUUAUCAAUUUUAUAAUCAAUUUUUUUCAGUAUUUUGGUGAAUACCCACUUUUUAUCGUGUAUUACAUGAAACAAUUAAAGUAGGAUUUUAGGAAAUGAAAUUCCUGAAGUUACAACAAUAUCGAAAGUUUUAAUAAAAUAUCCACCUAUUGUACUAAAAUUCUCGUUAUCGACUUGUACUUUUUUUUAGAGUAUUAGUAAUAGAAUCGGUCAGAUCGGUGGGAUUAUUCGCGAAAAUUUAUCAGAUACAUCUUAUUUGCCACAUACAUAGGUACGAUCAUUCACAAUUCGGUUUAGCAUCGUAAAUCAUAAGAUUAACGCAAACACAGCACGAUUCGUCAGUGUACACCCGUAGAAAAAUGUUCUCUCCUUUGUUCAAAUUUCCAAAAUCCUCCUUUUGGAUUUCGGUUUAUUUUUUCCAAAUGAUAACAACCACUUUCUCACAACCAAAUUGUCCACAACGAGAUAGCAUGUUUCCUGUCUACAUCCCUCACGAGGAUUGCAGCAAGUUUUGGCAGUGCUCGAACGGGAUACCCUAUUUAUUCAACUGCAGCGGAAUAUUGCACUUCAAUCCAACAUUAAACGUCUGCGACUGGCCACAAUUCGCCGGUUGCAAAUCUAAAACAGAUCCCUCAUCGUCAACAACUUCUAGUUCGAGCAAACCUCCAAUUUCAACGAUUACCAGUAGUUCAAGUUCUGAGUCCACUACUACUGAAAGUAGUUCAAGUUCAGUAAUUUCAUCUUCCACUAUCCCAUCGACUACAACUGUAAUUACUUCUACUAAUCCUUCAACGAUAAGUUCUAGUACUAGCACAGCUAGUUCUACAAGUAGUUCAAUAACAACCAGUACGGUUACCAGUUCUAGUACCACAUCGACUGAUACACCAGAAACAACAGUAACUGAAAUUUCUGAUACUUCUACUUCCACAACCGAUUCUCCUGAAAGUAGUUCAUCAGCUUUUUCUUCCUCUACUUCUGCGAGUACCGAGCGUACUAGCACUGUUAUCACUACUAGUGAAACGUCCACAAAUUCGGAAGUUGAUACCUCUACUUUAACCGAAAUGACUACAUCAAUCGAAACUGAAAAUUCUACUGAAAGCUCUUCUACCCCGACUGAAUUUGUUUCUACCACUACUGAUACAUACACAGAGGUUACCACGGAGGAAACUACAGAUUCUUCCUCUAUAGAAACCGCAACAACUACUGAAACUUCUCCAGAUAGUAUCAGUACUAGCAGUAUUUUCACAUCAACAUCAUCGACAACAACAGAAGCCAGCGACAUCGACGACAUGAUAUACAUUUGCGAGAACGUUCCAAAUGAUUACUUCUUAACGCCUCACCCGUACAACUGUUCGUUGUACAUAGCCUGUAAUUUCGGCCGCGCGAUAAUAAUGAACUGCCCCGCCGGCCUCGAGUUCAACACUCAGAAACAGAGAUGCUUGCAGCCCGAGGACUCGGACUGCCGGACUCAAGUUCGCUCGUUCAACAAGACCGAGGCCGAGAACAGCGAUUACAUCUGUCGCAUUUACGAGAUCGCCUUCCUGGCCCAUCCGAUGGAUUGCUCCAAGUUCGUCGUGUGCAUUUACGGAAGGGGGCGCGUUCUGCAGUGCCCCGAUCAGAAGUGGUACGACGCGCCGCGGCGCCAGUGCGUCCACCCCUUGGACACCACCUGCAAGAUUAGCCGCAGCAUAUCGAUAUUGAAAUAAUUGUUUGCUGUUACUUUAUAUGAGGAAAUAUAGAAAAUUUCAUUAGAGA
Molecule: messenger RNA, 1800 nt
Organism: Phyllotreta striolata
Lineage: Eukaryota; Metazoa; Arthropoda; Insecta; Coleoptera; Chrysomelidae
Source: the annotation of a GenBank genome assembly